Gigantopelta aegis is the source of this 1494-nucleotide messenger RNA. RefSeq lists its product as uncharacterized. Gene Ontology annotation, cellular component: cytosol. Gene Ontology annotation, biological process: deoxyribonucleotide biosynthetic process. NCBI's taxonomy places the organism in Eukaryota, Metazoa, Mollusca, Gastropoda, Neomphalida, Peltospiridae. The coding region runs from base 1 to 1494 and encodes 497 amino acids. The transcript is spliced from 3 exons. Gene Ontology annotation, molecular function: ribonucleoside-diphosphate reductase activity, thioredoxin disulfide as acceptor. The record is from RefSeq and is a predicted model, not a curated record.
AUGUCGCUGCUCACUGACAAAGACUUUGUGGAAGGUUUACCCAGCGCAUUGGACCUGUUUUUAAUGCCCCCAUACCAAACAAGCGUAUUUCAGCAUUACUACGUGGACGUCAGACCCGUCAGCCAGAUUACAGAUUCGUCACCAGUAGAAUUUCAAAUUUCAAACAGUGGAAGCGACUACGUGGAUUUGAAACGAAGUCGUUUACAUGUUAAACUGAAAGUGAGUCACUCAGACGGAACGGUUCUGGGUAAAGAUGAACAUGUGUCUCCAGUAAAUCUAUUCAUGCAAGCCCUGUGGUCACAGGCCGCUGUGUACUUACAAGGUCAACUAGUGAGUUCCGCGAACAGUCACUAUCCCUACAAAGCAUAUAUUCAAACCUUACUGAAUUAUGGAGCAGAGGCUAAAGAAACUCAACUCCAGUCUCAGCUGUUUUACAAGGACAUCGGAGAAACACAAGCAGACAUCGAAAGUACCAAUCCCAUUACUCGAACUAAUUCUGGACUAUCUUCUCGAGGAACGUUCAUCGCCGACAGCAAAACGGUUACUAUGGAAGGAGCCCUGUGUGAAGAUAUUUUUAACAUGGGUAGAUAUCUGGUGAAUGGUGUGGAUAUGACAGUUAAGUUAUUUCGGAGCUCCAGCCCCUUUUGUCUGAUGUCUGGGAAGUCGCGUCAGCAGUACAAGAUCGACUUGCAAGAUAUUUACUUCAAGAUAUGUAAACUGAAAAUUAACAGUGCACUUAUUUUAACGCACAACAAGCUGUUUGAAAACUCCAACUCCUUGUACCCCUUCACUAAAACAGAAGUUAAAAUGAGCAGCAUCCCCUCUUCUCAACAGAGCUAUGUGUGGGACAGCGUGUUCCAGUCGCAGUGCCCAAACAGACUGAUUGUUGGGUUUGUCAACGGUGACGGAGUGAGCGGAUCCUAUACAAAGAAUCCGUUUAACUUCCAGAGUUCAUUCGUGAAGACGGUGGCAUUGUAUCUCGAUGGUGUCAGUGUGCCUGGUAGACCCGUUGAAGCAGACGACGUCAGUGCUUACGUGAAUUUGUUCGAGGGUGUCGGCAGAUGGGGGCAAGACGGUGGAAAUUACAUUGAAAGAGUCGAAUUUGCACUUGGAAGUGGAUUGUUUGUGUUCAACCUCGACCCCGUUUUUCUUGACUCUGAUUAUUUAAGUUUAUUAAAGAAUGGAAAUUUAAGUGAAAUUAUACAAGAUGUCAUAGCUAUGAGUCAUGAACAGAUGUUAGCGGUGGUCGCCAUAGCAAAGCGUCUGCUCGACAAUCACAUACCUGUAACGAGGAGUGAACAGCGAAGCAAGACAGUUCACAAGAAACAUAAACUGGAACUGUUAAAAUCACAUCAGUUUAUUAUACCCGCCUGUAUUCUGGCUUUGCUUGCUUACUUAGGGGACGAGAACGAAACUACAUACGACGAGCAGACCGAUGAUUCUCUUAUCGAGGGAAACUUAUCAGAGACUUUUGAAGAAUCAGGUGGGGAAUGA